Molecule: messenger RNA, 1854 nt
Organism: Leishmania mexicana MHOM/GT/2001/U1103
Lineage: Eukaryota; Euglenozoa; Kinetoplastea; Trypanosomatida; Trypanosomatidae
Exons: 1
Coding region: 1-1854 (617 amino acids)
Molecular function (GO): protein binding
Source: RefSeq, a predicted model, not a curated record
AUGACGUUCGAGUUUGGCGAGGAGUGCAACAACCUCGCCAGGGCUGCGCAUCAGACAAAGAACUACGGCGACGCCAUCAGCCUGUACGAUAGGGCGCUGACAAUGCGCCGCGAGAAGUACGGGCCAAUUCACAAGAAGUGCGCAGCGACGCUGCACAACAUCGGCCGUGUUUUUAUCGACAUGAAGGAGUAUGGCGCCGCCGAGAACGCCUUCACAGAGGCGGCCGCCAUCUACGAGCAAGUGGAGGGGGACAAGUCACUUGAGUACGCCGAGUCGCUGGAGCUGCUCGCGCUCUGCUACACGCAUCUCAAGUUCCUUGAUGAGGCGGAAAAGGCCUUCAAGGAUAGCAUUCGCAUCUUCCGGGAUCAGUGCUACAACUACGGCAACAACUCGUGGCUGCCGGACGAUAAGACACCGCCGGCGGAACCGAACAAGCACCCGCUCUCGUCGGCAGCUCACGCUCUAGCCGACUGCGCGGCGCUCUUCCUGUUCCGCCGCCAGGAGCACCAAGCCGUCGCCUUUCUCGAGGAGGCGCUGGAGAUACGCCGCUUCCUGUACAGUCGCCACGUCAAGUUCCGCCCCAUGAUUGCGCAGACGCUCAACAAACUCUGUGAACUCAAGAAGUCACUCGACGACGCUGUCGGCGCGGAGAUGUGCAUCAACGAAUGCUUGGAGAUUUGCAUCGAGACACUCGGGCGCGAUCACCCGGCGACGGCGCAGGCGACGAGUAGCAAGGCAGGACUGCUCGCCGCCAAGAAGCAGUUCCGCGACGCCUUACGGCUCUACGAGGAAAGCACGUGCACGUACGCCAUGGCGCUCGGCAAGGAUGCGCCGCUUUUUGGGCAGGAGCUCAUGAAACUCGGCCGCUGCCAGGAGCUGUGCAACGACGUCGUCAACGCUGAAAAAACGUUCCGGCGCGGCGUUGAGAUCAUCAAGAAAGGCUUUGGCCCGAACAGCCUCCAGCUGGCGGAGGCGAACACUUUCUAUGGAUCGUUACUGGCCCGAAGGCUCGAUAUUGACCAAGCCGUCGACAUGUUCCGCGACGCCAUUCGGAUUCGCAAGAGUGUGGACAAGCAUGAUCCGCAGUUAGCGUACCUGUACCAGAAGAUCGGGGACGCCUACGCGAUGCGCCGGGAGCCACACGCGGAGGCAUACUUCCUCCUUGCUGUGGAUGCCUUUAAGCAGAACGCCACGAUUGAGCCCCUGCAGCGCACGUACAUGACGGACGUUUUGGAUGACCUGGGGCUCUUCUACCUUGACUUUCAACACUACGAGAAGGCGGAGAAGUGCUUCAAGGAGGCUCUUGACACCCGCAUCGAGAUGCUCGGCGAGAAUCACGCCACAGUGGCGUACUCGUACAGCAACUUCGCGCUCCUGUACCUGCAGCGGCAGGACUACGCCAACUGCGAGAAAAUGGCGGAGGCGGCGCUGGACAUGUACGGCAAGACCGCCCGCUCCAACGUGCUGGCUCAGGCCGACGUGCACACGACGCUGGGUCAGUGCUACCACCAGCAGAGCCAGUUUGCCAAGGCGCUGGAGAUGCACGAGAAGGCGCUCAACGUACGUCGCACGCGCGGCGACACGACGGAAACGGCCGUGGCGGAGUCACUGAAUCAAAUCGCGCGCGUCUAUGUCACAAUGAAGCGCUACGGCAAGGCGUACCGCCAUGUCAAGGAGGCCCGGCGGCUUGUCUGGCAGUUCAACGUGGAAAUCACGCAGCCGCUGCGCAACGAAAUCGUCAAGACAGAGCAGAUGAUUCCACCUAUGGACGAGUGGACGAACGAGGAGCGGGCUGAGGCGCAGGUGAUGAUCGGGGACGGUAGCAGCGUGGCCACGGCCGCCACCGGCUCCUGA